Molecule: messenger RNA, 549 nt
Organism: Emiliania huxleyi CCMP1516
Lineage: Eukaryota; Haptophyta; Isochrysidales; Noelaerhabdaceae
Exons: 4
Coding region: 1-549 (182 amino acids)
Biological process (GO): DNA replication initiation
Cellular component (GO): replication fork protection complex
Molecular function (GO): single-stranded DNA binding; DNA replication origin binding
Source: RefSeq, a predicted model, not a curated record
AUGGAAGACGAGGGUUCGCUCGACGACCUGCUGAACGCUUGUGGCGACAUCGAUGACGAGCCAGAGGACGUUCCUCCGCCGCCGGUCGCGUCGCGGACGGCCGAGCGCAAGCCGCCUCCGCCCAAUCAGCCACCUCGCACUGCGCCGCCUGCGCCGCCUCUCGACAGGGUGGCAGCCAGCGACCCGGUGGCUGCUUUUACUGGCAAGUUUGGCGCCAACACGGGCGCUGCCAGCACCGCGCCGGCCGACUUGAGCAUCGAGGAGUUCUCGAAGAUCAAGAUUGAGCCAAAGCGGAGGAAGGUCUCUCGCGACGAGCUGAGGACGUUGGCAGCCGGCGCGACUUUCAAGAGGCUGGAGCCGCUGGCGAGUGGGCGAGACGGGCCGCCGGCGGAGGGGAGUGAGUGGUUCACGAUCGGCGUGCUGGUCAAGAAGAGCGACCCGAAGACCGCCAAAAGCGGCAAGGGCUUCAUCGUCUGGGAGCUCUCCGACCUCGUCGACCCGUCCGUCACGCUGAACGUGAUGCUGUUUGACGGCGCGGGCGGCGCGUAG